GAGUCAUUGAACGCCCGAGUAGCUUGAGGCGCUUUGUGUCUUAUCCUUUUUUUGUGGUUUUGCGCCUCGAGGGUCCUUGAAGCCUUCAGACCUAAGUGCAAAUAUUUGGUUACCAAUGACGUCGCCGUUAUCGGAAGAGAAAGAAGACGAUUGAGGUACUGGUAUUCGAUCCGUGCUAUUGCAAACGUUCUCCAUGACUGCAUCUCGUUCCUUAAAUCCAGUCUUAUUCACUAUCAAUUCUGAUAAUACAGUCGUAACAAUCAUGGUAUUAUGCAGCAUCCACUGUUGGACACAUCCAUGUAAGACUAACAGAUGCCGUCAAGGAUUCCUGAUCCAACUAAGCAGUCGAGGAGGUUUAAAUGAUUCGAAUCAUAAUUGACCGUCAUUUCACCUUAGUCACUGAAUAGGUGUACGAAAGCGCAAAGCACCUUGAGGCUAAGGGGAUGAAGUAGCUGUGCUUUUUCACCCAGUCAAAAACUUCUAUGGUACAUAUAUCCCUAUACCACUCCCAGGUACAUGAGCUUCAGGCGCCUCGAGGCUCGACGAUGCGCAUAAGAUGAAGAAGAAUUUCUUCCGGUACUUGUGGACUUUAAGAAAGGACGUCUCAGCAACCAACUAGGCGACGCUUGAGUUGCUGAGUGCUCCCGGAAGGCGUGGAAUGAUAUGUGCUUGAGAACGAUGCUACUCGGGAUUCGAUCUGCAGUGCCUCAGUCGUUACGAGCUCAAGUGGAAGCGGUUCACCCUACAUGAACCGCUCUCCGCGCCUUACGGAGCCACGUGUAUAGCAAGUCUUGCCGGAGAACGCCACUCGCGUGGGCGUAGGAGACGCUGAGUUUCGGAGAUCCACAAACGAUCGGACAGUGUAAUCGGAGAAGCGAGGGAAGUGUUCUCAUCCUCAUCCGGAACGCGAGGAAUAGUAUGAAACUAUGCAAAAAGAUUCUUUCUAUCUCUCCAAGUCGCGCCCAACACGAUUGAAUACAAGGAAAUCUUUCCAAGGCUGACUUUUGCGAUUGCUCAUCACCGCUAGAUUCGAUCAACUCUCAUUUUAGGUGCCUGACAAAAUGGGUAGCGAGCUGAAACAACUCUGACGCCGGAAUCGCCGGGGGGUCCCAGUGCUCCUCCUCAAGGCUCUUGAGAUGUAUGUGGACCUUGAGCUCCUAAGCCUCGCCUGUGCUUUCACACCAAAAUGGCUGUCUGUAAAAUCGAACCCACAGAUAUGCUGGCGACGCUCGCGCGUUGUCCCCAAAAGCCUCACACGAAGUUCACUCUCAAGAUGUCGGUCAAUAUGAAUCCAUACACUGCAGGUGGCUGGUCCAGAGCUGGUAAUAGCGGCUCUCAAAACCCUUGGGGUGAUAUCGACGCACCUCCGUCCGUAUUCGGUGCCUUGCCAUCUCUGCCCAUGACCUCUAUCCCGCGGUCUAUGCAUCCCGACAGUCUCACCUAUCAAUUCACGUCUUUCCAUACUACCAUCCUGAACUGCACCGUCAUGGGUCCGCAGAAUCAGAUCGCCUACCGUGUCGUCACUGAGUCCACCACGCCGUCUUGCACGAUCUGGAAAGACAACGAAAGUCGUAAUGUCGCGAUGGUGCAAUGGCAGCCGACCGCCAUGCUUGAAAUACGAGGUGUCACUCCUAGGCAACGCGUUAAAGAGUGGUUGCGUCUUUCCUCUGACCGAACUCGCAGGUUGAUGGAAGUCAGAGGUAUCGAGUACGCGUGGGCUCCGAUGGACGGUUUCAUCUGCUUGUACAAGGUCAGCUCUUCCGCUCCGCGUGUCCUUGCUCGUAUCGCCAGAGCCCCGGCCAUGGUCAUUCUAGAAGUCACCGCCGAUGCCGUCUCGGGCGGCCUGCUGGAGCCGUGUCUCGUUGCGACUGUUAUGUUCGUUUGCGGACACAACAUCGACUAAUUUUCUACCUUUACACCCCCAUAAUGUUCCCGAUAUCAUCGCUCGUCUCCAUCACUGUAUUACUACUGUUGUUUUCUGCUAUCUUUCUCUCCGUUGCUGUAUAUCGCCAACCGUGUAGCUGUACAUCUUGAUCACCCGUCUGUUUCCCUAGCCGCGCCUCUCCUCUGGAUGCGCUUCCCGCUGUAUUGCUUAACUUAUAUUUAUCGCCCUACCCUGUAGAUUGUAGACUUUCCCAUUAGAAGUGGAGCUUACCCCGUUAUGAAAUAUGUAUUUAGGCCUACCCACUGAGCCUCAACAUCUCAAAAAGCCUGUUAUAAAAACUAACAGGCUCA
Somion occarium is the source of this 2235-nucleotide messenger RNA. The record is from the annotation of a GenBank genome assembly. Lineage: Eukaryota; Fungi; Basidiomycota; Agaricomycetes; Polyporales; Cerrenaceae.